GUUCGCGCCAAAGUCACCAGCACACUGAACUAUCUGCGAGUAUUGUGGACGUCUUGUGCGAUAAGACUAACAAAAGAAUGAGCAAAUUUAGGAAAGAAACAGAAUCCAAGAACAAAUGUGUGGAGCUUGUUGGAUCAGAAGAUCACACGCAUGAUUUCACUGUAGAUGAAAUCCAGCAAAUUCGAGCCAAUCUGCUGACAUGGUACGACAAGAAUCGCAGAAAGCUUCCCUGGAGAGAGUUGGCGUCUCAACCUGAUCUAAAUAGGCGUGCAUAUGCUGUGUGGGUCUCUGAAGUUAUGCUGCAACAAACACAGGUCGCCACCGUAAAGGAGUAUUACAUUCGCUGGAUGGAGAAAUGGCCGACUGUUGAACAUUUGUCGCGUGCGAGUUUGGAAGAAGUGAACGAGAUGUGGUCAGGACUUGGUUACUAUUCGCGAGCAAAGAGACUCCACGAUGGAGCUAAAAAGGUCAGACUCUAAACUUAUUUAAAAGUUUGCCUUUUUUUCCCAGAAAAAAUUUUAAAAAAAGGUCAUGUAAGGUAGGCUGUAUGCUUCAGAAGUUACUUAACAAUUGAUCCACGAACAUUUACGAAAUAUUCGCGCAGAAUAUUUUUGAGUUAUUUUUUUCCAAAAAAAAAAACUCUGUGUUAGCGUGUAGAGUGGCAUGUUGCUCACACCAAUCAGAUCGCUGCUUAAGGGUAUGUAUCUCACAUCAAUCAGAUUGCCCGAUAAGGGUAUGUUUCUCACAUACUUAAUGUGGCAAUCUGAUUGGGGCAUCAAAGUCUUAAAAUCGACAAUGACAGCAGUCCCAACAUUACAGGUUGAAAUAUUUUGAUUUAUCUGACUUUUAACCAAAUGUUGUCUUGGAGGGAUCUUUUGUCAGUUGGUAUUGUGCAUAUGGUUUUUGUUGCCAAGGCCAACAUGUUUAAAAUUAAUAUUAAAUCAACUGGUCUUUUAAUUAAGGGUAUGUCAAACAUUAUUUGAAGGAGAUUGCAAAGGGGUUAACACUGCCCUAUUGUGCAUCUUUUUAUUAAAAUUUGUUCUUAGUUUAUUAUGCAUCCUUAACUCCUUUUUUUAUGCACAAGACAUUGGCUUCUGGGUUAAAACCAAAAUCUACCAAAUUUUAAAUACCUGUUGAUUGAAUCACUCUGAAAAGGAAGACUAUAGUCAGUACACCAUUCAUGAAUGGAAGCCAAUUAUGGGUCUAAGUGAACAGAAAGUGACUAAUGGAGAACAAUUUAUAAAAAUUAGCCCUACAAGAUGAAAGCAGGCUUUUGAGUCAUGAUAUCAAGAAAAAUUGAAAGGUUUGAGUGACUGGUUAAAGUAGCUUCUGAAAAUAUGAAACCAACUAUUUAUGUUGCAGCUUGCUGAAAGGCCAUAUAAUUACAGAAAUGGAUGAUGACAGUUGGUUAAGAGGAAAAAUGCAUUAGAAAAAAUUGACCUGAAAGGUACCAUCAGUAUUACUUGCUCUAAAAUGCAUUUUAUACUUUACAGGUUGUAGAGGAAAUGAAAGGAAACAUACCUUCCACAGCAUCUGAACUACUGAAACAGCUACCAGGAGUUGGUAAAUACACUGCAGGCGCUAUUGCUUCUAUUUCAUUUGGUGAGUGCACUGGAAUAGUUGAUGGAAAUGUGAUUAGAGUUUUAUCAAGGCUAUGUGGUAUUGGUGCUGUAAGUUCCAGUACUCAAGCUGAGCGGAAGUUUUGGGAGCUUUCUCAUAAACUUGUUCCUGAAGAUAGACCUGGUGAGUUUAAUCAGGCUUUAAUGGAAUUUGGAGCAACACUGUGUACACCUCAAGCUCCACGGUGUCAUGUAUGCCCUCUGCAAAGGAAUUGUAGUGCUUUAAAGCAAGUAGUGAAACAGGACACUCCAGUAUCCAUUCUGCAUAAAGAAAAAGGACUAACAUCCAGCAAUGGCAUAAAAGUUGAUAAACAUGUUGACAUUGAAGAAUGUAUCCUUUGCCUGCCAUCUUCACUGUGGAAGCCCUCCCUCGGUGUUUGCAAUUACCCACAGAAACCUAAACGGAAACAACCUAAAGAGGAGACUUUGGCUGUUGUUGUUAUUAAACAUGACAUGGAGGUGGGAUCUCAUUUUCUGUUGACUCAGAGACCCAAAACAGGACUUUUAGCAGGCUUGUGGGAUUUCCCUAAUGUUGCUGUAGAAUCAAAUCAAUCUGAUGCUUACAUGUUUACUACCCUUUGUAACUUCUUGGAAAACAACCUGGGUAUCACCCUCAAACAGAGGACUCAAAAAAGAAUAGCAGAGGUUUCUCAUAAAUUCUCGCAUGUUCAUCAUAAGUACAUGGUGUUUUCAUAUGAGCACCCUGAAAUCAAGCAUUUACUUCAAACCUCCCAAGAAAAAAGCAAAAUAAGGUGGAUAACAAGAGAAGACUUAGAUACUGCAGCUCUUUCCACAGCCAUGCGGAAAGUUUUCACUGCCUUCGAAAUGCACAACAGUGGUGAGAAUGAAAAACAAGCCAAAGUGGACAGGAAAAGAAAGAGACCAAAUUCUCAUGAUGGCAGAAAACAGAUGGUGCUUGAUGGAUUUCUCAAGUCAAAGGACCAACAAAAGUAAGAAGUCUUGGGUUUUGUGUGGUGUAUUUUCCCAUGUCAAUUCACACCAGAACCAGUUUACACUAGUGUUGUUCCUUCCAUGCUCUAUUGCAUUGUCACAUAUACAUUGUAGUGAAAGUGCUAGUGGGCUUGUAGUAAAUGACUGUUGGAAAGGUAGCUUGAGGAGACAUGUACUUUUAAUGGACCAAGUUGGUAAGAAGAUUUAACCACUUAUAACAGUUUUGGACUUUAGAUUGCCAAAUUAACACUGACAGUCAACUUUCAAUACCUUGAAACCAGUGCUUUCAUUAAUACCUGGCACCUGCAGGUAUUUUGUUGUGAAUUCCCAGGUAUACUUUGUCACAUUCAAGUCAAGUUUUCAGAACAGAAAAAUAAAUAACAAAGAAAACAAUAGUCAAUUUUAAUGUCAAAAUAUUCACCUUGUUAUUUAUUUUUCAAAUUCCUUGGUCUUUGAUUGUUGGAUUUAUUCUUUCACUGGCAGUGUUUGUUUUGUGUAUUUCUAGUAAAUUCAUCAUGCACGAAAUAGAAGUAAACAUCAUCAGUUACUCAAAAUAAUUUCCAAGCAACUUUGUGUUGAAGUAAAAUCGUUAAAGAUUUUUGGACCAAUCAAAACAACAAUUAUAGUUCUUUUCAACUGCCAGUUAGAAAAUCAAAAUUCUCAAAACAGUGUUCUUGUUGAAGACACACAUGUAUGAUAUUCGGAACUUUUUUGCAAAGAUGUUUCAAAAUUUUGUCAUAAAAAUCCUAUCUUGAAGCUAAAAAUACAGAGAGAGUAACGAAAACAGCCCUUGAAGACUUAGCACAUAAACUUUUAUUAACAAAGGCUGCAUUUGCUGUGAAAAGUGAAGAAGACCAUGUUCUCAUGAUUACUGGUUAGCUAGAAUGUGAGUAAGUGAGAGACUUUUAAUUAUUUUUUGUAAAGCAAUGGGUAACUCAACAAUUGUUUACAAUCUGAUAGGAAACACAUGCUGUGGGUACAGUAAGAAUUCAUUGGUAGAUUGAUUAAUUCAAUUAUCUAUGUAAACAUGAGCGGCUAAAUCCAUCAACACUUCUGCAGAUGAGAGUCUCAAUUAAAAUAAACUGGUAGAAUUCACAUGUGUAUUUUUAAUUUCACCCAGUUCACCCAUUGCAAGCAUAAGAAAACCCUAAACAAAGAUCAUGUAUUACAAUGUGAGUAAAAAACAUGAUGUACAAAUGGAAAAUGAUAUGAUCUGGUUUGGCCAAGCAAAGGAAGGUUUGGAUUGUGGCAUCAAAAUUUGUGAACUUGUACAUAUGGAAAUUUGAUACUAACAGGAUACUAUCUUGCAUUAGUUUUGCAGACUUCUGCCAUGUUUAAUAAAGACCAUGUGGUUAGAGUGAGAUAAGACAUAUAUAAUGACAUCUCCCCUCUAAACAACUAUGCAGAGUAAUAUACAAGCAAUUAAAAUAUCAAUAUUGUUCACAGUUCAUUGUCCAAGAAUUAUGUAAAAAUAGGUCCGCAAUGUGUAUAUGUGUGGCUUACAAAAUUGAGCUGCUUUUUAGUGUCUGGUAUCUCAUUGGGUUUCAAUUAGAAGAGCUACUAUCUGAUAACCAUUAGAUAGUUUUCAAUAUCGAUCCUGUUCAUCAAUAACACAGGAUAAAUAGCAUACAAAAGUCCUGAAAUGUUCAUUCUGAAGAUGAGAGUUAUUGGCCAAACUUUGUUAUUGGAGGUCUCAUUUUGACAAUAAAGGUUGCACAUGUAACCCAAGGAUUUUAGGAACUAAAAAAACAUCAGCAUAAUCUCCCAUAGUGGUCUGAUAGAUUCAGUCAUGAUUAUGUUUAUGUAAUGAAGUGGAAUUGACUUCUGAAGUUUGUAGGUUGAUUGUCUUUUCCAAGGCAAGUGAUGUGAAAUGAACUCUAGGGAAGAAUUUCAUAUGAAUAUUUUUGACAUUUUGUGUACCAGUACACAAGGACAAAACUUUGCAGAAGGGCAGGGAUAUUUGGGAAAUGAUGCAAUCUACACUAGUAGCCAUUGGGAGCUUGAUUUGGUUUGAAUGUAUGACUAAUUUUGGACAAUACAUACAUGUAAAGUAACACAAUGCUGAGUGUAGGUUUCUUUAGUCCAUUAGGGCAUAAAGUUCAACUUUCAGUUGGUUGAGAGCAAAACUUUUACUAUAAUCAUUGUAUUUAGGUUUUGUGGGACUGUAUUUUCAAUAAAGAACAGAAAAAUUUAGCUCAGAUAGGUAGAUAUGAGGUUGUAAAUGGAAGAGUCUAGAGAAAAAAGAUAGGUGCAUUACAAGAUCAGAACACAAGCAAUAUUUUAAUGAAUCAUGUGUUGAGUUAAGUACUCUGAAGUUACAUUUCUAACAGUUUUUAACCCAAUAAGAUUUAUAAUUUGACCUGGAGGUUUAUUUAACAGAAAGUUCAAUAGAGAUAGAGUGUCACCAUGAUAGAUUUCAGGAACAGUAAUCAGAGACACAACUUAAACACAGCAGAGUUAAAUGUACAGGCAAGUGCAUAAUGGUAUCAUAUGAUUUAAACUACCAGAAGCUUUCAAGUUUUCUUAUUAUUGAAAUUGUAAUUUCAUGCCAGUGAGUCUACCAAAUUCAAGUUAUUUGGAGAAAUGAAUAGAUGAACUUGACACCAUCAUGCAAAUGGUCGACUUCACAUCAUCAUGCAAAGUGCUAAUCUACCGUACAAAAAGGUCUAAAACAAACAUGGCAAGCAACUGAACUUCAUGUAUCACUCUGUGUUAGAGCCCACAAGAGGACUUGUGAGACUUGCUACACUCUCACUUGCCAGAACAAGAUUGAACUUCUGGUAACAAUCAAAAUUCAGAAUGACUGUGACAGUUUGGAACUGAUCUGUUAAGACUGUGCUUUUAAGGGGUCUACAGAUAUGAUUAGAACCCCUGGGUCUCCAAGGAUACCUGAUGGUUAUCUAAUGUGUGUGCAGUUUAAAGUAUUUGAAAAAUUUACAAGUGCUUAUCAUAUGAGAAAUCAUGUUAUUAAUUAUUCAUUAUGUAUAUAUGAAAGAUACACAUUUUCAGGAAAUCAACAAACUGAUGGCAGAUAAAUUUGACAGUAUUGACUAAAUGAAGUUUGCCAUCAAAAUUUGUCCUUCAGCUGAAUUCUUACUCAGGAAAGCAAUUUUGUUAGUGUUUAUCAAUAUACAUAAAAGUAUCUCAGCUUUUGUAUAUUUUUGUCAGCUACUGUAUGUAUCAAUCAGAACAAACUACUUUGUGUAAAUCUGAUUGGUUUCUAAUGUGAUCUAUUAUUGCUGAGCCUAGUUUAUAUUAUUUUGUACAUGAGUUAUUACUUCACUAAUGAUAAAUGAAAAAGGCACCUAGUUAUUUUCAGCCAAUCAAAAAAGUGUAAUUUUUCAUGUAUGUCAGUAUUGUGAUGAAUUCACCAAACCAAACAAGUAACUGGAAAGGAGUUGUAGUCUACCAAAUAAAGGCCUAAUACACAUGUAUUGCUACCAAGUAUAGAUACCAAUGCUUAUCUGAACCAUUAUGAAGAGAAUCUAGAAGACUGCUAAGCUUGAAGGAAG
Molecule: messenger RNA, 6082 nt
Organism: Pocillopora meandrina
Lineage: Eukaryota; Metazoa; Cnidaria; Anthozoa; Scleractinia; Pocilloporidae
Source: the annotation of a GenBank genome assembly